Naegleria fowleri is the source of this 1299-nucleotide messenger RNA. RefSeq lists its product as uncharacterized. NCBI's taxonomy places the organism in Eukaryota, Heterolobosea, Eutetramitea, Acrasida, Naegleriidae. The coding region runs from base 1 to 1299 and encodes 432 amino acids. The transcript has a single exon. Gene Ontology annotation, cellular component: cytoplasm; PML body. The record is from RefSeq and is a predicted model, not a curated record. Gene Ontology annotation, molecular function: 5'-tyrosyl-DNA phosphodiesterase activity; single-stranded DNA binding. Gene Ontology annotation, biological process: double-strand break repair.
AUGAAAGGUACUCGAUCAUCCCUGAUUAUUAGAUUUCCUGAAGAUGGAAUGGGUGGGAGGAGAAAGUGUUUUCAAGUUCUGAAUCAUGAGAAUGAUCAUAAUGGUCAUAUCCGUAUCGGAGAGCUGAAACGAAAAUUGUAUAAUCUCAUCGGAUUGGCCUAUAAUCACAAGGAAUUAGAUUUCAGUUUAUGCAUGGAUGGUAAAUGUAUUUCAAUGAGAAACGAAAAUGAACAUUUGCAAUUAGGAGAACACGAAACUCAUGUAGCCGAUUUAAAAAUACAACUAAAGGGAGGAGGAAAUAAUCCAUCAAUACAAGCAACAAGUUCAAGAGAUGUAAAUAGUAUUCAAGCAAAGAAAGUUUUAAUAGAACAACCAGUUGACAGAUAUAUUUCGGAGGAAGUGAGAAAGCGAAUUGUGUUUGAUCCAGAAAAAGAUGCCCCUUCUACAAGUUGUUUUAGAAUUCCAUUUCAUGAAUAUAAUGGAUCAAAGUGGCAACCAGUAAGCUAUGAAAAAUUACAUCAAUCUAGCAAUACUGUUCAAGAAUUGAAAAUAGUAACAUAUAAUGUUUGGUUUGAUUUACUAGAACGAGAGGCGAGAAUGUUAGAAAUUGUCAAAAUUUGUCAAAGUGCAAAUGCUGAUAUUAUUUGUUUGCAAGAAGUCACACGUGGUUCUUUAGAGAUAAUAACAAAACAACCAUGGAUUAGAGAUAAUUUUUAUAUUUCUGAUUCAUUAGAAAAUGGAGGAGCAACUGUCAGCCCGUAUGGAGUAUCGAUUUUUGUGAAAAAGAAUUUACCAGUUGUAAAGUUAUUCCUUAACGAGCUACCAACUCGAAUGUUUCGAUCAGCUCUUAGCUUGGAAUUGAAGGUAGACGAUCAAAUUCUUUGCUUUUCAACAAUUCACUUGGAAUCAUUAGAUAACCAACCACUCAGAGCUCAGCAAAUGUAUUUAAUAUCUACCUUUUUGAAACUGUACAAUACUGCUUUUUUGUGUGGAGAUUUUAAUUUUGAUUCAGAAGAAAAUUAUCACAAAGACAUCACACCUCUCGAAAACGAGAAUUUAGAGAAUUUUUAUCCUGAUUUCAUAGAUAUUUGGAAAGAACUCAAGUAUCCUGUGCAUGACAUGGGGAAAACAUUUAUUGGGGAUCAUAGUAGACUGGAUCGAAUGAUUUUGAAGAGCUCCAUCUUUGAGCCUGUGGAUAUAACCAUGUUAGGAACCACACCAUUCAAAGAAGUGAACGGAAGAGUCAUUUAUCCCUCCGAUCACAAUGGAUUACUAACCACUCUUCGACCAAAGAAGUGA